Molecule: messenger RNA, 2857 nt
Organism: Condylura cristata (star-nosed mole)
Lineage: Eukaryota; Metazoa; Chordata; Mammalia; Eulipotyphla; Talpidae
Gene: SERTAD3
Product: SERTA domain containing 3
Exons: 2
Coding region: 1626-2252 (208 amino acids)
Biological process (GO): positive regulation of DNA-templated transcription
Cellular component (GO): nucleus
Source: RefSeq, a predicted model, not a curated record
CAGCUCUGCCCACCUCGGGCUGACGGAGGUGGGGGCGCGGCCGGGAGAGUGGUGGAGGCGGGGUCUCCGCGGCGGGAGGGGGAGCCGCGGAUCAAGGGUGAUAGGUUUUGGGGGGCCGGAGACGGCGCUUGAGAUCCUGGACGGGAGAAAAAGUUGUUGGGGCAGGGUAUUCAGGUGGAGGGAGUUCAAAACGGGGGCUUGGGCGGGGGGCGCGUUGAAGAAGUGCGCUAAGCUGGGAAGGAACUUUCGGAGCAGGGGAUCCGGAGAUAAGGACCGUUUGGGACGCCGGGAUGGGCUGAGUUCAUGGCCCCAGGGUCCUGGGGAAGGUGUGAGGCGUUGGGGCUGGGAUCCCGGGCAUUUGGAGAAGCGAGAGGACGCGGGACAGGGCUCUCGGUCUCCCGGACCCAGUGGCGGGGAGCGGAUACUGGGGAGAGUUGCAGUGUCCAGAUCUGGGAGUCGGAGGGGGCAGCUUGGCGGCGAAGUGGACAGGCGUUUGAAAGACAGGCGCAUUUGGGAAAGUCGACGAGGUUAAGGGCUCCACAUUGAGAUACCUAGUCUCCCUGCGCAGUGGGUUGGAGAACGUGUGCAGGCUUUGAGCGAUGUGUUGGGGCGUGGGUCUCUGCACCCGAGAGCAGUUGGGGGGCACAAUCGGGACCUUCGAAGUCCAAAGGACUGGGAGAAAGCAGUUUGGAGCCCGAGCCUGGGGUGGGGGAGGGGUGUUCCGGGCGGGGAGGCUCAGACCCGCCGCCCUGGAGGCAGCGGAGGGCGGGGCUGGCAGGCGCCGGGCAGCUGGACGUCCGGGUUCCCUUCCCCCACCCACCCCGGGGCCGGUGCGCAUGCUCUGAGUGAGGGCGGGGGAAGGCUCGUCCCUGUGGCCUGCGGAGCCCUCUGGGGAUUGUAGUGCGCACGGACCUUCAGUGCCUGUGCCUAGAGGCUAUUGGCCCACCUUUCCCAGAAGGCCCUGAGCCAAACUGGGCGUGCCUGCUUGCCUAGCAGGGAGGCGGAGCCUAUAGUGUCGAGGUCUGAUUGGUUCGGGCGGUAGGGGCGGGGCUUGGCCCGAGUCGAGUUCUAGCUGGUUUUCCUUUGGGGCGCGCUUUGGGGGAAGUGGGAGGCGGGGCCGGAGGGAAGGAACGAGGCCCCUUCCCUGCGGCUGGGAAGGGAAUGCUCGGGUCCGUUAGGCGGUGGCUUCGGACAGAAAUACUCUCCCUGCGUGCGAAGAGUCUCGACAAGUAGAUGUCCUGACUCGAGUAGAGUAGGCAUUUGGUAAUAUUGAAUGAAUAAAUUAGCGGCUAACUCUUGUUCCUUAAGCGUUUCCUGUAUGGUGGGACCUGUGCUUAUUGCAUGUGGGGUCUUCUUGACAACGCUGAUAAUGUUAACAAUCCCCGUUUUACAGAUGAGGAAACUGAGGCCCAGAGAGGUGAUGUUACAUCACUUCCAAGAUUACACAGCUGAGCAAUGUCAGAGACAGAAUUCAAAUCCAGAAUGCUACCAUCACUCCUGCUCUCUGUACUUCACACCUGUCUUGUGUAACUCUUUCGAAGAAAAGAGUGUUGUGGAAAGUACAGAUUUAAGACUCAGAGGGACCUGAGUUGGGGUCUUUAUGCUAACUUAGGAUCCGCUUGCAGAUGAGGAAAUUCAGUCUCAAUGAGGACAUCAUGGUUGGGGGCUUGAAGAGGAAGCACUCAGACUUGGAAGCAGAAGAGGAAGAUGAGAAGUGGGACUGGAGUCCUGCAGGCCUUCGGAGCUACCAGCAAGCCCUGCUUCGAAUCUCCCUUGACAAAGUCCAGCGGAGCUUGGGCCCCCGGGCCCCCAGCCUCCGCAGGCACGUGCUCAUCCACAACACCCUCCAGCAGCUCCAGGCCGCGCUGUGCCUGGCCCCUACACCUGCCUUGCCGCCGGAGCCCCUCUUCUUGGGUGAGGAGGACUUCUCCCUGUCUGCCACAAUCGGCUCUAUUCUCAGGGAGUUGGAGACCUCCAUGGACGAAACUGAGCCCCCUCAGAAUCCAAUGGCUCCCCCAGCACCCCAGAAUGAAGUGCUGCCCCAGCCUGACCCGGUGUUCUUAGAAGCACUGAGCUCCCGCUACCUGGGGGACUCGGGUCUGGAUGACUUCUUUCUGGACAUUGACACAUCUGCAGUGGAGAAGGAGCCAGCUCUGGCCCCGCAGGAGCCUCCCCACAAUCUCUUCUGUACCCCAGGAUCCUGGGAGUGGAAUGAACUAGAUCACAUCAUGGAAAUCAUUCUGGGAUCCUAAGACAUUGAGGGGUUCCGUCCUUAGCCCAGCCUCGGCAGGUUGGCUCCCUGGAUGAAACGCUGAGUUUCAGUGGGGGCUCCAAGCACUGAUCACAGCUCCUUGCCCCCCAUUUCAGGGUUCCACAACUGUCUUGCAUGUGUGUGUGUGUCUGGUUACCCCAGCCUUCUGUGAAGGUGGGUCUUCUUCCUGAAUUAAUUUAUCUGUUCCAAAUGCCUUAACGAGACUGUUUCUGGGAAUCUCACUUCCCUCUUCCACAUUUCUUCUGCCUUUCCCUCCAGUUCUUCCUACUCCCCUUUUGACCACUGGGGCCUCAGGGAAGAUAAAGCUGGGCCCAUGGAGGGAUGACAGGGAUGUGCUGACUGUGGCUGUGGAAACCCAGACUCUGCCUCUCAUACCUGGAGGGAGUGAGAGAGUCUGGCCUCCUCCCCCAGGCUGAACCCCCACCUCCAUUGCAGGACCCCAGUCUCAGCAGCCUCCUGAUACAUAACCAGGCCGGACCACGUGCAAUAGGGUGGGAACCAAACUGCCCCAUGCCGCAUUAUUUAAAAAGAAAGGCGGGUUUUAUGGUGGGGUGUUUUAUGUUUUUUUUGAUUGUUUGUAAUUUU